Messenger RNA from Orbilia oligospora ATCC 24927, 825 nucleotides. RefSeq lists its product as uncharacterized. The record is from RefSeq and is a predicted model, not a curated record. The coding region runs from base 1 to 825 and encodes 274 amino acids. NCBI's taxonomy places the organism in Eukaryota, Fungi, Ascomycota, Orbiliomycetes, Orbiliales, Orbiliaceae. The transcript has a single exon.
AUGGCAAAAGUCUGGUUGAUCACGGGGUCAUCCCGGGGCCUUGGAAGAGCCGUUGUCGAAGCGGCUCUUCAAUCGGGCGCAUCGGUGAUUGCGACAGCUCGAGACCCGAAAACCCUCGAAGGAUUUUCAAAGUCUGUUGGCGAUACCAGAUUUCUCGCCCUCGCCGUCGAUGUAACCAAUGAAAGCGAUGUCAUCAAUGCUAUCGACACGGGUUACAAAAAAUUCGGUCGGAUCGACGUCCUAGUAAACAACGCCGGCUACGCCAACCUCGCAUCUGUCGAGGACAUCGAUAUAAAGGAUUUCCGUGCUCAAUGGGAGACAAACUUCAUGGGCGUUGUGCAUACGAGCAAGGCCAUCAUUCCAAUUUUUCGACAACAAGGAUCGGGCCAUAUAUUCCAAAUAUCUUCACUUGGGGGUCGGGUCGCGAGCCCUGGCCUUACCGCAUAUCAGAGUGCCAAGUGGGCCGUCGGCGGCUUCUCCACUGGCCUUGCGCAAGAGGUUGCACCUUUUGGCAUAAAGGUCACAGUUCUAGAGCCGGGCGGGAUUCGAACUGAUUGGGCGGGUUCAUCGAUGGACAUUCCCGCUGUCAGUGAGCCGUAUCAAGAGACAGUUGGUGCUUUCGCUCAAUUUCUGCGAGAUUUCUCUGGAAAGGAACCAUCGCUCCCGGAAAAGAUCGCACGGAUUAUCAUCGACCUCUCUGAAGCGGACGAUGUGCCGCUACGACUACUCAUUGGUACGGAUGCCGUGGGGUAUGCUGCAAGGGCUACCGAGAAACUCUCAAUCGAGGAUAAGAAGUGGCAUGGUAUCAGCGUUUCCUCGGUAUAG